GCAAGAAAUCUAUACGCCUUCUAAAUUCAUUGCUGAAUCCAAAAAAUGUCUGAAAAAUAAUCCGCCAAAUUUGAUAAUGAGUAGUGAGAACGCAUGGGGUGGAUUUUGUGCCGCUGUGGCCUUGUUCUUCAAAGACUUAGUGAUUAAAUUAGAUGGGGUUGAAUUUAUUGGAAUAAAUCUUCUUACCCACUCUGCGACUGUCGGAAUGGGUUUUUUCUUGGCUGGUAUGAUGUCACGUUUUUUAUCUAAAUCUGGUAAUGCACUUGCUGUAGAAUAUGCCAUAGAGUUCGUUUAUUUUUAUAAUAAUCAGUAUUGAUAAUUGGGUAGUUAGAGACGGGAAAAAUCGAAUUAGAGCGAAUUAGGAAGCGAAUACCUCGAAUUCAAAAUUUCGAUUUUUUCGGCUUUCUUUUCGGAUUUCCUAAACUUUACAAAUAUAUUUGCUUUCUAAUUUUAUAGAUGCCACAAAAACUUUUAUAGAGGGUUUUUGAUCUAUACCCUGGUUGAGGAAUUCAUUGUGGAAAUAGAGAAUUACAUUAAAAAAUUGGAUGGGCUAGACAAGAAAACUAUUGCAGCGAAUUUAUCUCGGUGUGUGACAGCAGGAAAGUAUGAAAAACCAAAAAAAACUCUUUAUUUUAACAAAAAAAAUGGUAAAGACUUUAUUUGCGGAGUCGAAUAUUCUUUUGAAUUGGAAAUUGAUGACAAACCGGAGCAGGAUGUUUAGUCUGGUGUUUUAAAUGAAUAAAAAAUUAUAGACAAAUUUAAAAAAUAUCGAAUAAACCUCAAAUUUUAAAAUUUUUUGUUGCAUUAUAUUGAAUUACCGGUAAUUUUUUGUUUUCGCUAAUCUCUGAUUAUUUUUUUGUGAUAAAAAGAUGACUAUAAUCGUUACCCCUUUUCAAUUGUUUUUUAAAUCCAUUUUCAUUCCUCAAGUUCUCUCUAUUUCCUAUGUGUGUAUUCAAAUUAGAG
Molecule: messenger RNA, 963 nt
Organism: Meloidogyne enterolobii
Lineage: Eukaryota; Metazoa; Nematoda; Chromadorea; Rhabditida; Meloidogynidae
Source: the annotation of a GenBank genome assembly